AUGAAAUUGUUCAAAUUUCUAUUAGCAUUAGCAAUAGCGACUACAGCUGUUACAUGUUAUUCAAUACCAGGAGUUUCUAGUUAACAAUACAAGGAAAAUUAGGAAAUACAAGUUUAUGCAUUACAAUUAGAAUCUUUAUAAAGCAUGAUUCCAUAUGCUUUUGAAGAUUAUUAUCGCUUUUUUUAGACAUAAGAAUAAGAUUAAAGUUUAACAGAGCAGCUUUUAGGUUAGAAAAAAUUGCUACUUCCAACUAUUGAAUUCAAAUUUUUGAAGGAUCAAAAAUGCACAAAGUUCGGAGAAGGAAAAUUUAAACGCUCAGAUGUCAAAAAGUUUUAAUACUUGAUUGAUAACGCUUAUACCUAUGAUCUGAUCAUAGACAAUCUGCCUGCUAUAGUAGAAAAUUAGAAUUCAAUUCCAGUAGGAGAAAAGAUUACAAUUGGUGGCUCUUAUAGGUAUGAGAUAUACAAUCACUUCAAGUUUGUAGUUGAAUAUAAUAAUAACAAUAUUGUUGGCUUCAAUCUUACAUAAGGUGUAAGUGGAUACUUAUUAAACACUUCAAGUAAUCAGACUUUCCCUUCAUGCGGACUAGAAUCUGAAAAUCUUAUUGAAUCUAUUGAGUCUAGAGAUUAAAAUUUGGCAGAAGAUAUGCCUAUUCACUUUACAUAUGAAGUUCUUUAUGUUAAAAAUGAAUUAAAAACUUAAGCUUCAAGAUGGGACAGGUAUAAAUAAUAAGAAGGAGAAACUGUUCAUUGGAAUAACAUUCUCUGCUCUUUUGGUGUAAAUGUCUCUCUCUCAGCUCUAAUUUACUUUAUCCUCAAGCGUAUUCUUAACAAGGACUUUGCCAAUUAUGAAAAAGUUAAUCAGAGUGAUGAAGAUGAUAUGGGUUGGAAAUAGUUAAAAUCUGAUGUCUUUAGACCUCCUGGUAACCCAAUCGUUUUAGCCUCAAUGGUUGGAGUUGGCUUAUAAUUAGCAAUUAUGCUAAUUUUAACAGUUUUCUUUAUUGCUCUUUACUAUUUAGCAGAGUAAUACAGAACUGAAAAAUUCUUGGAAGCUUUAAUCAUUCUGUAUGUUAUUACUGGACUUAUUUCAGGCUACUACAGUGCAAGAUAUUACAAGAUGAUGAGUGGUGUUUAUUGGAUUAGAUCUACCUUGUUAACUUCAGUCUUACUUCCAGGAUUAGGAACACUUAUUUUCUUUGAAAUCGAAUUCAGUUAUUUGAUCGAAGAUUCCACAAAUGCUUAUGGCUUUGGAACAAUCUUUAAGUUAUUCUUUAUUUGGUUUGCUGUUUAAAUUCCUCUAACAUUCCUUGGAUCAGUUAUAGGAUUUAAAAGACCUAAAAUGGAAGGAGGCUGCACUGUCAAUCCUGUACCCUAAUUUAUUCCCCCUCAACCUAAAUUUUUGAGCAGACAUUUCUUAUGUGUUUUAGGUGGAAUUCUUCCUUUCGGAACAAUCUUGAUGGAACUAUAAUAUAUUAUGAACUCUGUUUGGACACACUCAUUCUAUCAUCUCUUCGGUUUCAUUCUUCUAGCCUUAAUUUUACUCGUUAUUACAUGCGCUGAAAUAUCUAUCCUCCUUACUUAUCUCUAAUUAAAUAAUGGUAAUCAUAAAUGGUGGUGGAAUGCAUUUUAUAGUUCUGGUUUUUGUGGGGUCUAUGUAUUUGCCUAUGGAUUCUUUUAUUGGCUUUUCUAUUUACAAAUUACUUAAGUAUCUUCAACUAUCAUGUACUUUGGUAUUAUGGGUAUGGCAAGCUUUGGUAUGUUCCUUAUUUGUGGUUCUGUUGGGUUUAUAGCUUCUUACACUUUUGUCAAAUUCAUAUAUUCUCAAAUCAAGGCUGAUUGA
Messenger RNA from Tetrahymena thermophila SB210, 1839 nucleotides. Its product is annotated as endomembrane protein. Gene Ontology annotation, biological process: protein localization to membrane. The transcript is spliced from 10 exons. The record is from RefSeq and is a predicted model, not a curated record. Gene Ontology annotation, cellular component: membrane. NCBI's taxonomy places the organism in Eukaryota, Ciliophora, Oligohymenophorea, Hymenostomatida, Tetrahymenidae.